Messenger RNA from Durio zibethinus, 4652 nucleotides. Its product is annotated as protein TIME FOR COFFEE-like. Gene Ontology annotation, cellular component: nucleus. NCBI's taxonomy places the organism in Eukaryota, Viridiplantae, Streptophyta, Magnoliopsida, Malvales, Malvaceae. The record is from RefSeq and is a predicted model, not a curated record. Gene Ontology annotation, biological process: regulation of circadian rhythm.
AACACUAGAUGUUACGAAAUAAAAAAAAAAAAAAAAGGGUAGACAUGGAGAUUUUGAGCAUUAAAAGAGCACAAAACAAAAAAGCCGGGUGAAAAAGCAGAGAAGCAAACGGAGAAAAGAAAAAAAAAAAAAUAGAGGGAAUAGAGAACACGGUGAACUUCCCGAGCAGAAAAUUUUCUUUCUUUUUUUUUUCUCUUUUACUUCACUGUGGCGAUCCUUUCGCUAUAAAGAAGUUCAAAUCUGAAGUUUCAACAUUCUUUUCGCCGGAAAUUAUGUUGAAUUCCCUGCCGGCAGCCUAUUAUCGUCGGAAUAUUUCAUAUUUUUGAAAUUUAAUCUAAAAGUAUAUUAUGGAGAGAAACAGAGAAGUAAGAAGAUCGCAGGCUCCGUCAAAUGGAUUACCUAGACGUCGUCAAAGAAGCAAUAAUCUCCGAGAUUCACCUGUAGAUGGAGUGAUGGAGAUGCAAGAGACGACGAGGCUAAGAGAAAGAGCCAGCAAGAGAGAAAGAGACCGAGAUUUGUUGAAUCAGAGCAAGCGUAGCAGAGCAGAUAAGGUGGUUUUACCAGAAAGCAAUAACGGAGAAGAGGGAGAAGAAAGUACAGAGGAGAGUUCAGGUGAAGAAGACGACUACGAAACCGAGCAGCUUAGUAACCGUAAAAUCUCACCUUCAGCUAGAGUCUCCAGACAAAUACUCCCUUCGAAGGCCACUGAUGAAAUGAUUAGUUUUCCAGUUCCGAGAAAAGCUCGCUCAGCUUCGGUAAAAAGGUCACAUGAGAAUUGGGUGGCUGGAAAUGGUGGUUUUGUGGAGGAUCAAAGCCACUGCCGAGCUUCGAUUUCGCCGGCGCAUCGGAGCGUAGAGUCUGACCGAGUUUCACCGUCUUCUUCUAAUGGUUCAGUUAGAAAGAAGAUGAAGACAAAUGGACCUAAGACUCGGCUUCCAAAGGCGACCAAGUCUUCGAGCUCAGUCCAGGAGGAUAUCGAGAUUGAAAUCGCAGAGGUUUUGUAUGGAUUGUUGAAGCAAUCACAAAUCUCAAAGAAGGAAGAUAGCGCUGGAAAUCCUUCUCCAAAGCUUGAAUCUGAAGAUGCAAAUAGUUUCUCUACCGAUAUCAAGCCCUCGGCUUCACCUCAGAUUGCGUGCUCUGCGCAGAGUCAAUCCCAGACAACGGUUGUGCCGGAUCCAUUGGUUGGCGUUGCGCCAGUGAAGAAGAAAGUUGAAGCUGAGGAUUCUCCAACGCCAGUGAAACUUGAUAAUGAGCAAGGGGCAAAAAUGGAAAUUUGUUCACCAAAACAGAGUCAAAUAUCAGGACUUAAUGCGGUAAUUUCUGAGUCUAAUCCUGAUAAGAGUUCUGCUAAAAUUGCAUCAGUGUUAAUGGAGUCGCGGGAGAACUUGGUGAUGAUUAAGCAGGGAGAUUCGAAACCAUCCGUUGAAGAACCAAAUUCCGUAGAUGGAGCCGUGAACAGGGAAAAGUCAGUUUCGACUGAAAAGAAAUCCGCUAAAUUGGAUGUUGAUUUUCAGGAUUCCACAGUGACCAAAGCAAUAUCGACCAUGACGAAAGUGGAGAACCAACGUGAAGAUAAGUUCAAGAUCGAUUUGAUGGCUCCUCCUCCUACCGUAUCAUCUCCGGAAUGGGAUAGCCCUGUGGAUAUCGCAACGGAUCAUAAAUACAAGAAGAUAGAGACUUUGGCCAAGAAUGAAGGAAAGGUCGUGAAGAAAGAAUUGAGAGCAGAAGAUAUUAAAGACAAGAAGAUGGAUACAAUUAGGGAGAAGCGAGAAUCAUUAAACCUUGAUUUGGAGAAGCCACAUCAAGAUAGUGAUAGUGAUUGUUGUAAAUUUGAACAACAUGGUCAAAAACAACAGUUAUCUAAAGAUGGCAUUUCUAAAGUAGAGAUAACCGCUCAAUCUAGUUCGGUGCCAGUAUCAAUCACCCUUGCUGACUGGCCAAAUUGUGUGCCGCCUCUGGGGUAUAUGCCUCCCUUCCAGACAAUUGCACCCAUGGAUGGAAGUACACGAUCAUCCACUGCAUUGCAGCCUCCUCAAUUCCUUCUUUCUCAACCUCGGCCUAAUAGAUGUGCCAUGCAUCAUUUCAUUGCUCGGAACAUACACUUAUACCAGCAGUUCACAAAAAUGAACCAUUUUUGGCCAGCAGCGCCCGGGUCUGGUUCUCUAUGUGGAGCCAAGCCCAACAAUCUCAAUGUGGCACCAUUUGCAGAAAAUUUGAUUCUUGGAAAUCCAAUGCAAGAAAGCUUCCCAAAUGUGAAUCUAAACCCUACGGAGGAGAAAGGUAAGGUUGCAGUGAGCUUUCCUGGUCGUACCAGGAAAGAUAAAGGCUCUGACUGCUCCAAUUUGAUAGACACAGCCCAGAGGAAGCAGGCUGUGGUUCAGCAGGCUUCCCAAACAGCAUCUGCUGGUAACUUGAUGCAUGGCCCUGCUUUCAUAUUCCCUUUGAGCCAUCACCGAACAGCGGCAAAUCAAUCUGGGCCUUCUAAAUCUGCUACCUCAACUAACAAAGCAUCGAUGACUAGUAAUUCUUCAAAACCUGGAAUUUCGACUAGCUCUGCAGCAAUACCAGGAGUAGCAGCAGCUGUGAGCUUUAAUUACCCAAAUUUGAGUGCUAAUGAAGCUCCAUACUUGACGAUACUACCAAACAACGGUUACCCUUUUGCUAUAUCUGCUCCUGUUGCAAACCAUUCAGCAAUUAGAGGAGGAACCCCCACUCAAGCGUUGCCUUUCUUUAAUGGGUCUUUCUAUUCUUCUCAGAUGUUCCAUCCUCAACUUCAACAGCAGCAAGCUUACUCUCAGCCUCUGGUUCAACCAGCUUAUCAGAAUGCAGUCACAUCAAGUGGCUCAUCAUCAUCCCACAAGCAACCAGAAAGUCAGCCGCCACGGGCUGGACAAGUUAGUAGCAAUAACCUUUUGAGCUCAACAAGCAUGCAUUCACAGCAAUUGCAGAAGUAUAAUAUGCUCCCACCCAAUCAAUCUCGCAAAAUGGAAUCUGAGAUGAAUGGGGAAAAUACAACCGCAAACACCCAUAAAAGUGUUUAUGCCCAGAACCAAGCACUUCCUCAACAGCCACUCAACUUUGCUUUGGUUCCCUCUGCAACCGCGGGUGGUGGUAGUGUAAAAGGAAAUCACAGCGAGAAGCAGCCUUCGCAACUGAAAAAUUUGAAGGGUGGAGUUGAUCUCGUCCCUCCACAAGCAUUUGGCAUGUCAUUUGCCUCUUUCACGGGAAACAACAUAGCUUCAAACCUUAACUUCUCAUCUAUGGCACAAAACCCCACAAUCUUUCAUACCCUACCUGUACCACUAGCCGCACAACAAAAGAAUCACCAAGUAUCUGAAGGGAAGAAUGGAGCUGGUUAUUCCAAUCUGGAUGAUGGAAAAAAGGUAAGUUCGGGGAAGGCACAUACAACAAAUGGGCAGACUUAUGUUUUUGACAAUUCAGCUAGAUCUUUGAACUUUGUAUCAUCUCAUGUCAUUGGAAAUUGGCCUCCUCGUUCAAUCACCUCCACUACAGUAACCAUAAAUCCUCCCGUUGUUGCUAAUUCAUCAAAUUCCCAACAACAGCUGCUUCAACUUCAGAAGCAGCACAUGGUGCAACAACAUCAGCAGCAACCUGCUACAGCUUCUCGAAGCAAAACUCAGACAACCAACACCAUGCCUUCAUCUUCUAAUACUACCAACUUUUCUAGCAAUGCUGCUAUAUUCCCACAAACAUUGGCCCAAAGUAGCACCGCUGCCCAAUCAACCCCGUGGAAAAACUCAGCUAGAACCCCACCUUCCCCAGCUACCAAUGUCUCUGCCGUUAAAAAUUUUCCUCAGCAACCAACAAGGCCUCCACAAGGCCAAACCCAGAUAUCGUUUGGGGUAAAUACCAAGUCCGGCUUAUCGCCACAGGGACAAGAAAUGCCUGCGAGAGGCCUGUCCGCGUCCCCUAUGAUUGUUGGGUCUCCAUGCAGUGGCAACUUGAGAACGAGUUCAGCAAGGGGCAAAGUUGGCUCAUCAGUGCCUACACUGCAGUCACAACAGAGCGAGACUAAUUCAGCUGGUAAUGGUCAGGAGUCCUCUCCAGUGUGUGGAAGGAACGUGCCUCCAAUCUUGAGCACAUGCCCCAGCCACCUUUCCGAACUCAAGUAUUGAAAUUUAGCUGCAAUUAGUAUAUUGCAACAGCAGACGCCUUCUUCUCAGAGUCUGCAUUCGUGAAAUUUGAAAGGGAAAGGCGCGCGACACGUUAGAAAGAUUUGAGGGACCAAUCUUUUCAUGUUAAGUGACAGGCACGCAGGUUAUUGUUAUGCAUGAGGAGCCGUGGAUUUUGAUUAUAUCUGGCAGAUUCAAUAAGAAAGGAUGUUAAGAAUUGAAUGUGAAAUGAAGUUGGUUGGAGCGGGAGAUAAGAUUCAGUGCAAGACAGAAAUGUUCCGACAUGGAACUCUGCACUGAUGUAAAGAUCAAAGGCCACCAAGCAUCACAAUCGGAGAGGCUUGUGUGAGUUGGCGGGGACUGGGCUCAUUGAUUAAGAUUCAAGAGGACAGGAUUAUGUUUAAAGGAGGUUGGGCUUUGUUAAGCCUUACGCUUUUGAAGUUGAACCAAAGUGGGGACCUACCAAUGUGAAUUACGGGGCUUUAGGUUUUUUUUUUUUAAAUAUUAUUAUUAGUUUAU